Messenger RNA from Cariama cristata (Red-legged seriema), 1389 nucleotides. RefSeq names its product TAF5-like RNA polymerase II p300/CBP-associated factor-associated factor 65 kDa subunit 5L. Gene Ontology annotation, cellular component: nuclear protein-containing complex; histone acetyltransferase complex. The transcript has a single exon. Gene Ontology annotation, molecular function: protein binding; transcription coactivator activity. The annotation marks the transcript as partial. Gene Ontology annotation, biological process: regulation of DNA-templated transcription. The record is from RefSeq and is a predicted model, not a curated record. Lineage: Eukaryota; Metazoa; Chordata; Aves; Cariamiformes; Cariamidae.
CCUGACCAGGAGGAAGAGGACGACAGCGCAGGCACAGAAAUGAAGAUCCUGAGAGGACACUGUGGACCUGUGUACAGCACGAGGUUCCUUUCAGACAGUUCGGGACUCUUAUCUUGUUCUGAGGACAUGUCCAUCAGAUACUGGGACCUCGGAAGUUUUACAAACACUGUGUUGUACCAAGGACACGCCUAUCCUGUCUGGGAUUUGGAUAUUAGCCCCUGCAGCCUGUACUUUGCCAGUGGUUCCCACGAUCGCACUGCAAGGCUCUGGUCGUUCGAUCGGACGUACCCGCUGCGAAUAUACGCAGGCCAUUUGGCGGACGUAGACUGUGUCAAGUUCCACCCCAAUUCCAACUACUUAGCCACGGGCUCCACGGACAAAACUGUGCGCUUGUGGAGCACUCAGCAAGGCAACUCGGUGCGUCUUUUCACCGGGCACCGUGGCCCCGUGCUAGCGCUUGCAUUUUCUCCCAACGGUAAGUACCUGGCGUCAGCAGGUGAAGACCAGCGGCUAAAGCUGUGGGACUUGGCCUCAGGAACUCUUUACAAAGAACUGAGGGGGCACACGGACAACAUAACCAGCCUUACUUUUAGCCCCGACAGUAGUUUAAUUGCUUCAGCAUCGAUGGACAAUUCAGUCCGGGUCUGGGACAUUCGGAACACUUACUGCAACGCCCCUGCAGAUGGGUCUUCCAGUGAACUGGUUGGUGUAUAUACCGGACAAAUGAAUAAUGUACUGAGCGUACAGUUUAUGGCCUGUAAUCUUCUUCUAGUGACUGGAGUUGCACAAGAAAAUCAGGAACAUUAAUUUUUUUUUUCCUUAGGGAAGCGGGUGGGUGUAUUGAAUGCCAGAGUCCAUUACAAGCUGAGAUUACUGACUGUGAAACACUUUCCUCCUUCUGCCCUCUUGAAAGGCAUGUUCAGAGUGAUGCAAAUGCUUUAAAAUAUCUUGCCCAUAAAAAGGCCUGUGCUGUUGAACAGGAUAAGGAAAAAAGGAGGAGUGAUGAAAAUACAUAUACAUUCUAAUCUUGUAGGGAUGGGGAAAAGGGGAGUAAAUCCAGGAGCUUGGGGAAACCAAAAGCCUGGUCCAGACAAGUGGAACUGCCAACCAGAUAAGCUGCUGACCUGCACUUAAAUAUCCUGCAUUGAUUGAUGGGCACAUCUUACCUACUGUUAACUGAGGCUUGAGUGUGUGGAGAACUACUGGCCCAGUGUUUUUUGUUUUGUUUUGCUUUUGUUUUCCUGGUAUUGCAGAGGACCAGCAUUUUAAGACCCUUCUAUUAAAAGAACAUUAUGUAUUUUCUACAAUGAUAGUGGUCCUAAAUAUUACAGCUCCCUAUAGCACUUCUGGAGUAUUUUGGACUAGCUAAGUAGAAAAUAACCAUCUUUC